Messenger RNA from Nicotiana attenuata, 645 nucleotides. RefSeq names its product mucin-1-like. NCBI's taxonomy places the organism in Eukaryota, Viridiplantae, Streptophyta, Magnoliopsida, Solanales, Solanaceae. Bases 1 to 645 code for a protein of 214 amino acids. The record is from RefSeq and is a predicted model, not a curated record. The transcript has a single exon.
AUGACAUCUAAGGGGAAGGGAAGCAUGAAAUCUAAGAAGAAAAAACAAUCUGUUCCAACUUCCUCAACUAUGCCAAAUAUGAGUCAUCCUCUUCCUCAUCCUCCUCGGUCGACUUCAUUGCCAUUUACCAUGUUCACUAUCCCCCCUCCAUCUAAUAAUUCAGUUCAGUAUUAUUCUAUGCCUGCUAAAGGCAGUCAAAGUAACACUGUUUUUAACUUUGUACCCACAUCUUCUAUACCAUUAUCUUCAUCGGGCUUUCAUGGUAGUCAACAUGGUGGCUCACCAGCUGUUGCACCCUCGGUCUUUCAUGGUAGUCAGCAUACUGACUCACCAGCUGCUGCACCCCCGGGCUUUCAUGGUAGUCAGCGUACUGGCUCACCAGCUGUUGCACCCCCGAGCUUUCAUGGUAGUCAGCAUACUGGCUCACCAGCUGCUGCACCCUCGAGCUUUCAUGGUAGUCAGCAUGAUGGUGCGUCUUUUGUUGCUCCAUCAUCUUUCAGUCCAUCAUCAUUAUCCAUUCCCAGCAUAUCUAGGUUGGAUAUUGGAGGCUCUCGCCCAGCUACAUCUAGUGCUGCUUCUGCACCAUCUCGUGACGCAGGCAGAAUCUUGGAGGGGAUGUACAAUUUGAUAGUUAUAAUCGAUUGA